Metarhizium brunneum ARSEF 3297 is the source of this 1419-nucleotide messenger RNA. It is a transcript of the gene ATG14, whose product is annotated as Autophagy-related protein 14. The record is from RefSeq and is a predicted model, not a curated record. Gene Ontology annotation, cellular component: lytic vacuole; endosome. NCBI's taxonomy places the organism in Eukaryota, Fungi, Ascomycota, Sordariomycetes, Hypocreales, Clavicipitaceae. Gene Ontology annotation, biological process: SNARE complex assembly. Gene Ontology annotation, molecular function: SNARE binding.
AUGGAGUGCCACAUCUGCCAUCGGGACCAUGAUGCCCAAAAGCUACCAUUUCUCUGCGCGGUCGAUGCUCGCAAUAGCUUGUAUGAGCUUCGCGUAAAUGGUUUGCAAGCUCUUUUGGAGAACGAAAGUCUCCAGGGGCAGGUCAAUGAAUUCCAUGCCGGCUCAAGUAAGAACAGCCUUAGCGACAUCGAGCAGUCAAAGGCAAUGCAGCGCCUAGAAGAGGAUCGGACAGAUCACAUCCUCGCUUCAGCCAACAAAUUAAAGGAAGAGAUACAGGCAGCCAGAGAAGAAAUUCGAACGCGAAAGGCGGCGUUGGCUCGCAGAAGGUCCGACUUGGCAUCCGUUUCAAACGGGUUGGCCGAACGUCGAGUAAUGCAGCAACAAGAGUUGGAUAAAUCGACCAAAGUGGCCAGGUUUCGAUGGGCUCAGAGAGCUGAAGCCACUGCCAACACUCGGGCGUUUCUUUGUACUCAAGCCAUCAGACUAUACGGACUCAAGAGAACGAAGAAGGCGGGGUCUAGUCGAUACGAGUACCAGCUUGGCAGAGUGCCUGUCAUUGAUUUGGCUUCUAUGGAUUCCUACGCUCCAGAGGUUAUAUCCACCUCUCUUGCUCAUGUAGCUCAUAUUUUGAUGCUUGUGUGUCACUAUCUCUCUAUUAGGCUGCCGGCUGAGAUAACGCUCCCACACCGAGAUUACCCUCGGCCGACCAUUUUUAAUCUCAACAAUUCAUAUCAGCACUCUCACGUCUCAUUCCCCAGUUUCUCGGGGACAUCUUUACAACCUCACUCUCGGGAAACGGACUCUCAACGGGUUCCGAGACCAAGGCCACUGUUUGUCGACAAGUCGUUGACACAGCUCCUAAAGGAGGAUCCGUCAACUUAUUCUUUUUUUCUUGAAGGCGUUACUCUCUUAGCGUACAACAUAGCUUGGCUAUGUUACUGCCAAGGUGUGUCUGUGGGUGAUUCGAGCAACUUUGACGACAUUUGCAACAUGGGACGUAAUCUAUACAGCUUCCUUAUGAGUGCCCAGGCGCAUGAUUUUAAUCCUAUUAAUGUAAAGGUCCCGGGCUGGGGGCCGAAUGGCGAGGAAGUGGAAGAAGAAAGCCAGGGAAACUGGCUCGGUCGAUAUUCCCAUGGUGGGACAUUUUACUUUCUAGGUAGUUAUGAGGGCACCGAUUUGGUUCGAAGCUUCAAGCUGCCAAGUCCGAUGAAGCUGGCAGAUAAACUAAAGAAGAAGCUUAUUGGGGACGCGCCAGCUCCAGACUGGGAAGUUCUAGAUGAUGAUGCCUGGAAAGUGGAAGACUUGCCUGGGACUGGCGCCAGUGCUACAAAUGCUCGAAAUGUUACGGAUAAGUCUACCGACGCAAAGUCGACUCCUCGCUCUGGAACGAAUGGCUGGACCAAGGUUAAGCAUAGGUAA